GAAUUCUCCUGUCCUGGCUACCUUCUAUACUUUAAGCAUCCUUAGUCACUUCAAGCGCAACAUAUGAUCGCAUAAUCGAUAUGCUCCUUGAUAGCUCCAGAGAUAGCUGACCUCUCUUAGCUUUCAUCCAGGCCAUUUCCCAUUCCCUUAUCAGACGAAAACAUGGAUGCAGGUCCUCAAGGAAUGAAGACUUCACCCCAUAAGCAAGACACCAGUCUGCAGAGCCCCACGAGCAAGCCAAACUUCAAUCGUCUCGAACCAAGUAACCCAGGGUAAUUAUCUCUCCCUUUGACGCACGCUAUUCAACAAAGCUCCCAACUAACAAGAACAUGGAUGGUAGAAUCAUCAUUCGCUUUUAUAGGAGAGUCGUUGAGGGCAGCAUCACUCGACUUGGAUCGUACGAUGGACAACCAAACUACCAUGACAUGAUUGUUCCGGAGGCGUGCAAAAUGGUCAGGAGAGAACUAAUUGUCGGCUGCCGCUAUCGUAGCUGCUAUCUUUAUCGCCUGCCAAUCGACGUACGGUUCAAAAUCUAUGCCGCUUUGUUCGCGCAUGACGGAACUGCACUCGAGAUCGGGAGGCUCAAACACACAGGAAUAGGUAAUCUACAAAUUCUUAGGACAUCGCACCUCAUUUACCAUGAAGCUUCGAUUGCCCUAUACCAUUCGCUUAGUUACCGCAAACUCUUUCUCCGAGCGUAUGGUUCUUUCUCCGCAGACCUUCUCAGACGUUAUCCGAAGUCGUUACCGUGCUGUCGCUUUAAGGCGUUUGAGGUCAAUCUUGAAUACCCCUGUCGUAACGAACAUCUUAACUGGAGCAGACCACUGGGAUCGGCCGUAUUUUUGAUAGGAGCAGAGAACCCUAGAGUGGCUUUGCAUCGUCGUUGGGCAUUUGCAGAAUUCAUUACAGCAUUGAAAACGGCCGAGCCCUUGCGUAUAUUUUCGCUGACCGUCGUUGUAACAGAGAACUGGAACUUGCCCGGUUUCAAUGAGAAAGACUUGGUCAACGCCUUAUUUAGCGGCGCGUUCAAAUUCCUUGGAAAGCUAACAUUGCGCGGUUUUACUGAGGAGGAGAGAAACCGCCUGUGCCAUCUUGUACACACUCUAAGGGACCCACCCCUGAAGAUUGAGCGGAAUAAGACGAAGAUACAGGGACCAGGAUUCUCGGUUUGGAUUUGUGAGUCUCUCUCUUUCUUUUAUUAAACCUUAGAUGCACUGAAGCACAAGGUCUAUUAUUGCGAAGAAAACAUCCCGAUCAGCGUCGGCGGUCUCAAGUCCAAGUCCAACGACCAGAAGCCGCUUUUCAUUCGGUGCUUUUGUCACAAUGGCGCUAGCUAUCUGACGAGCAUAUAGCUGACCAACUGUGUCAUGUCCAGAAACACGGCCUCCUAGAAGUGAAGUCGCAGUGAGACUGCUGAUCGGAAGAAGACUGUCAUCCGAGUCUGGGAAGGUGUGGGCGCCUUCAGUUCCAGGAUUUUUGUUUUCCAAUGGUACAUGUAACCAGUGACCAAGUCGGCCCUUUUGUGAAAUUGUUACCAAGAUUCUGUCAUUGAAGCUCAUGCACAUUACAUCUGUCUGAAUACCAUUGACCAGUCCAGCAACUUGUUUGGUAGUGGCAGGAAAGGGAAGAUUUAAUGGCUCCAGAAAUUCACUGAAAUUGAAAGGUUCGGCCAUGGCUAGGGACUUGCUUCAAGUGAUAAAGAAAAUGCAGCGCAAGAGGUACUGUUUACCCAGAAUACAGUAAGGGAAAUACGUUCUGAUACAUGAAGUUGUAAACAGUUUCCAUGGAGGGGAGUGCUGAAUACGUGGGCGGUGAACAUAAUCUCACCGCUUUGAGGCAGAAUCUCUCCGCCGCCU
Molecule: messenger RNA, 1856 nt
Organism: Aspergillus pseudonomiae
Lineage: Eukaryota; Fungi; Ascomycota; Eurotiomycetes; Eurotiales; Aspergillaceae
Exons: 2
Coding region: 330-1202 (290 amino acids)
Source: RefSeq, a predicted model, not a curated record